GCUGAAGUUGUGAAGGUUUUCGUAGUAGCUCUCAAUCAAAAAAAAUCUGUUGUAAUAUGUAAUAAUGGUGGACUAUUAACUAUUUAAUUUUUGAGAAAAUUAUACAACUCAAGACGCAACGUUCAUCGAUUGGAUUUAACAUCUCGGGUUCAAUACUAUUUCGUCUCAUCAAUUUCAUUCCGUUUAAACUCUUAACUAAUUUCAAAUAAAUCGACUUCAUUAUAUUUAGCCUUGAUAAUAAUUCAAUUUUCUAAGAUAAAUUUAUAUAGUAUGGUUUUUACGUAAAUGACAACGACUAGGCUAAAGGAACAGAAACCAAUGGGUAUUAUAAACACAAGGGUCUGUCUGCCAUUUUAAAAUUAUAUUCGGUUGUAAUGGCGGAUAGACGCUUUACUACAUCGCCGUACUAAAAAUAGGAUUAUAGAUUUUGCGAUUGUCUUUCUUUGUCGUUGUACUCAUUUUACGCGAUAUUAGAUCCUGGUACGCAAUUGACAUCGUAAUAUAUAAUUUUCACUUGCUCUUGUUUCCAAGAGCCCGCUAAUGAUGGAAGGCCCACCAAAUCGUGGUUUCCGUGGUGGAGGACGCGGUGGACCACCAGGAAUGAGGGGAAGAGGUGGUUUCGAUGUACGUGGACGGGGUGGAUUUGGCAUGAGAGGUCGCGGUGGACCACCUAGGGGCGGGCCGCCUAUGCGUGGAGGCCCACGUGGUUUCGGAGGUGGCCCGAUGCGCGGAGGCGGUGAUCGAGGGGGAAGAUUUCCACCUGGACCGCAAGGACCUGGUCCACAUCCAGUACCUACCAUUGAGUCGCGUGGUGCACCACCUCCACGUGGUGGCUUUAACAAUAGAGGGGGGCCUGGUGGUAUGAGAGGCAGAGGUGGUAGAGGCCGAGGAGACUUCGGACAGCGUGGUGAUAGAGGUGCUGGUCGUGGAGGAAUGCCAAUGAGAGGUCGUGGUGGAAGAGGUGGCCAUGGUCCACCUCCAGGUCCUCCCGGACCAGCUCCGGGAGUUGUGCCUCCAGUGGUGGGUCCUGUGCAACCACCACCGCGUCCCGCACCACCACAUGCUGCCGGUGCGCCUGUAGCUCAGCCACAGGGUCCUCCCUUCAAGCGUGGUGGAGGUGUAAUACGUGGUGGACCCAGUGGACCUCCUAAACGUGGCAGAUUUGAAGGCCCACGUGGUGGAGGUAGGGGAUCUGUUGGACAUCCACCUCCUCAAUCAAAUGGAUAUGUACCAUCACACACUGGAUAUCAGCCAUAUGAGCCACCAACUGCUGAUAUUUAUACACAACAAUCAUACAGUGCACCAAGCUCAUAUCAAGAUGGUGGUUACUCUGCACCGGCAGCUGCUCAGGUCACUUCUGGAUAUAGUUCCAGUGGUUAUGGGGCGGGCUAUGGAUACUCAACAGGUGGUCCAGGAAGUUACGAAAAUGAUGGUUACAGCGGCGGAGUGGGCGGGGCGGGUGACGCCGGUUACGGAGCAGCAGAGUCCGCAUACGGCGGCGCUGCCUCCGCGUACGACACGUAUUCACAACCCGCCUACAACUCCUAUCCGCCCCAACAACAGUACUCUAACAGCUAUGGUAAGUUUGGAAAAUACUGAACUACCAAGGGACAGAUUAUGUUUUAGCUUACUUUGACGAAAUCUCUUAAUUUAUUUGUGUGAUUCAAUAUUUACUUUAAGUUACAAAUAAAUAAAUAAAUGGUCUGUAUUGGAAGUGCUUGCUUGUCGACUUAAUGAUGUAUCGUCAGGAAACUUAUCAAAAUUAUAUCAGUAUGAGCGCAGUGCAUUUAAAUAGUUCUUGUACCCAGGUUGGUUUAAAAACUGUUUGGCAAUCUUAGAUUUAAUAAACUAGAUGUUUAAAUACUACAUACAGUAUUCCUUGACCACAGUGCAUUCUAGAAUAAUGAUAGUCCACUAAAAAUGAAGAAAACAUAUAGCAUAAUGAAUGAAUAAGACAUAAAUAAAAAAAUAAUUAUAUUUAUAAUUUAGGUUAAAUAAUUUUGGUGACACAACUAGAGCAAAACAUUAGUAAAUGAAUAUCCCCAACGCCCCAACUGAGAAAUUACAUAUUGGUAAUUAUUGAACAUGGUGUAAAACUAUAAAACAUAACAAUAUUACAGUUUGUGUAUAAUUGUUUGUAUUACAGGCAGUUGGUGAUCUGUUUGAUUGUAACAGAAUAAAAUUAACAUCUUUAACUUCGAUCUAAAGAUAAUUAAUAUCUGUAUAAAGUGGAUGAAAUAUCUCAAGUUAUUGGAUGUACAACAGAAACAAGUAUUGAAUUAGGUGUUGUGAAAAUCAGAUUAACGAGAAAUACAAAAACGAACUACAAGAUGCAAGAACAAACCAGUAUAAAUAAUUGAUAGACAAAUUUAAUUUGUAGUGACGGACUUUGUUUGAAAAGUCAGACAAACAAAGUAAGAUGAACUAGAACAUUAGGUUUUAUUACUGACUUAUGACUGGCUUAAAAGAAUGUCCUAUACUAAUAAAAUUAUUUAGAGCAAGAUCAGAAUAUUGUAAUUCCAGAAUUGUAUUUUAGGGUUAACAUUUUAUUAAGUACCUUUUCUUGGUAUGGCACCCAUGAUGUUUUAGUGAAUAAGAACUUAAUUUUUAAUAAAAGUAUAAAAUUAA
Bombyx mori (domestic silkworm) is the source of this 2628-nucleotide messenger RNA. RefSeq names its product collagen alpha-1(III) chain. The record is from RefSeq and is a predicted model, not a curated record. The coding region runs from base 541 to 1599 and encodes 352 amino acids. The transcript has 8 exons. NCBI's taxonomy places the organism in Eukaryota, Metazoa, Arthropoda, Insecta, Lepidoptera, Bombycidae.